This is a messenger RNA of Guillardia theta CCMP2712, 615 nucleotides long. RefSeq lists its product as hypothetical. Bases 1 to 615 code for a protein of 204 amino acids. Gene Ontology annotation, molecular function: oxidoreductase activity; iron ion binding. The transcript has 10 exons. NCBI's taxonomy places the organism in Eukaryota, Cryptophyceae, Pyrenomonadales, Geminigeraceae. The record is from RefSeq and is a predicted model, not a curated record. Gene Ontology annotation, biological process: lipid biosynthetic process.
AUGGUAAUCUCAAACGCCACUCUCUCUCUUCGAGAGUUAAUCCAAGACAUUUGGAAUUAUUUGAAGGAGAUGAGCAUAGUCAAGAACGAGACUUUUGAGCCCUUGGUCGCUUCCAUCGCGUUUGCAGUGUGGGUGGCAAUGUUCAGGUUGAUCGACAGAAGUCAACAGUGGAGGAAGUUUAAGAUCAUCGACGAGGAGAUGCGCGAGAGGUACAAGACGUUACUCCUUUCGCAAGUUUUCCUUGGAAUUUUUGUCUAUGACUUUCUCUUCUUUUGGAUUCAUCUUUCCAUGCAUAAGUUGAAAUAUCUUGGAUUUCUUGGACAUGCUGUACAUCACAGGAAACAUCCUUUAGAAGCGACUCAAGUUGUCAACCACUCUUUUGCUGAUGGUUUCUUGCAAGUGAUGACCAACAUUAUCACCUUGCACCUGGUUCGAUCGCACCCCAUGGUUGUCAUCACAUACACUUUCUCUCCACCUCUUCAGUCUCUGUCCUGUCCGGUUUUGACAUUCCCUGGAUGCUUCAUCGGCUUGUUCCCUUGGGGAUUCUUGGAGGGCCACCAGCUCAUGAGAAGUGAGUGGGAGAACACGAUCAGAAAGGAGAAGGGGAAGGAAUGA